GUCGGUACUCUCUCUCUCUCUCUCUCUCUCUCUCUCUCUCUCUCUCUCGCCAUCAAUGGCUUCCGAUGCCGACCUCAUGGCUGUGGAGGAAACUCCUCCUCCAACAACGGAGAAACUAGCUUCUUCUUCUCCUCCUCUUCCGCCUCCUCCUUCCCCUUCGGCCUCCAUCGAGUGUUCCGGAUCGCAAGCAGAAGGAUUUGGGAUGAAGUCGGCGGCUGCUUCCAGAGAAGAUCGGGUGAAGGGACCGUGGUCACCGGAGGAAGACGCCAUCCUUAGCCGGCUGGUUGCUAAGUUUGGGCCCAGAAAUUGGAGCCUGAUUGCAAGAGGGGUUCCAGGGCGUUCGGGAAAAUCUUGCCGGCUUCGGUGGUGUAAUCAGCUCGAUCCUCAUGUGAAAAGGAAGCCCUUCACUGAAGAAGAGGACCGCAUUAUAAUUGCUGCUCACUCUGUUCAUGGUAAUAAGUGGGCAGUGAUUGCAAGGCUUUUAGAAGGGAGAACUGACAAUGCAAUAAAGAACCAUUGGAAUUCUACACUGAGACGCAAAUGCAUUGAAAUAGAAAGCUCUAAAAGAGCACCUUGUGACGGUCAGGAAGAUAAUAGUGCUGAUAAUUUAGAGAAAACUAAAGGAUCUUCAGAGGAAACUCAAUCAUUUGGGGAUGUUAAGGCCUUCACGAUGACAGAAGGAAGAGACAUUAGUUCCAGAGAAAGCUUAUCCCAUCAUUCUGAAGACAGAGUAAACGCAGUUGGACCUGAAUUUAAACAGCCAGCUACCAUUUUUCGGCCAGUUGCUAGAUUAAGUGCCUUCAGCCCGUAUAAUCCUGGUUUUUUAGCAUCCAGGUCUUCUCCAAAUGCGUCUGUCUUCCGAACUUGCAUUGGCGAUUGCAAAUUGCUUGAAAACAUCCUCUGGGAACCCCCCCACGUACCAGCCAGAUGUGGGCAUGGCUGUUGUGGGUCUAAAACAACCAGAGAUGAGAAUAGUAGUAGCUGUUCAUUAUUGGGACCUGAGUUUGUUGAGUUUGUGGAGUCUCCACCCAUCCUGAAUCAUGAAAUAGCUUCCAUGGCCACAGAGUUGAGCAAUGUCGCUUGGCUUAACAGUGGGUUGCAAACAGGUAUAUACAACACCUGUCGGAUUAAUCCAUCAACCAGUUCAUGCACUGCAAGUACAUGUUAAAGUAACAAUUGUCUUGUUGUAUGAAGUAGCUGUCUUUAAUGUGCUUGGCAAUUUAUGUAAGUGAAGUUAUCUCAUCCCUAGUCGGACAUUAGAUUUUUUUUCUUCUUCAAUUUGAAUGUCUGAUAAGCAACCAGUUCAAGAAAUUUCUUCUUUUUGUAGCAGAGACACUGUUGGUUCACCUGUGAGCAACCUGAUUAUCGUUUAGGU
Molecule: messenger RNA, 1375 nt
Organism: Dendrobium catenatum
Lineage: Eukaryota; Viridiplantae; Streptophyta; Magnoliopsida; Asparagales; Orchidaceae
Product: transcription factor MYB1
Exons: 2
Coding region: 56-1168 (370 amino acids)
Biological process (GO): regulation of DNA-templated transcription
Cellular component (GO): nucleus
Molecular function (GO): DNA-binding transcription factor activity, RNA polymerase II-specific; RNA polymerase II cis-regulatory region sequence-specific DNA binding
Source: RefSeq, a predicted model, not a curated record